AUGAGUGUCUCCGCCUUGACUCGGGGUUUCCCCGCAAGUCCCCGCAUCAUCUCUCGCCGCCCAUUCCAAUCACUCCUAUUCCCCAGUGUCAUCAUUCGGCCGAGUAGUUCUAAUUCUAACGGUGGUCGAGGCGAGAAGAAGAGCGACACUUCGAACACAGGCUCAUCUACCGGAAGCUCGUCCAAUUCCUCGUCUACGGGCCGGACAUUCCUUAUCUCUACAAUUGCGGCUGGGGCAGGUUAUGGAGUUGCCAGUUCGGUUCAGUCGUCAGCAGCCAAAGACACUGGUGCUCCAAAAUAUGGAUCUACGAAAGACUUUGAGAAGGCAAUUGCUGAGCUUCAAGCGAAAUUCGGCGAGGACACGAUAAGCAUAGAUGAGGAUGAUUUACAACGACAUGGGUUCUCUGAGUGGUCAAGUGUGAAUGCAGAUCGCCUACCGGUUGCAAUUGCCUACCCUUCGAGCACUGAAGAUGUCUCGGAGAUUGCGAAGGUCUGCAAUAAAUACAAAAUGCCGAUGGUUCCAUACUCUGGUGGAUCUAGUCUCGAGGCAAACUUCUCUGCUCCUUACGGCGGCCUAACGAUUGAUUUCGCUCUCAUGAACAAGAUAGUGGAUCUGCAUGAAGCAGACUUGGAUGUUGUGGUUCAGCCCUCCAUUCAGUGGAUGGAUUUAAAUGACAAGAUCAAAGACACUGGUCUCUUUUUCCCCGUCGAUCCAGGCCCAUCCGCUAUGAUAGGGGGUAUGAUCGGGACGAACUGCAGUGGGACAAACGCUGUGCGCUACGGCACCAUGAAAGACUGGGUAAUAAACCUCACAGUCGUUCUAGCAGAUGGCAGUGUUAUGAAGACUCGCAGACGUCCUCGCAAAACAUCGGCUGGAUACAACCUGACGGGCUUAUUUGUAGGUUCCGAAGGAACACUCGGCAUUGUUACCGAAGCUACACUCAAGCUGGCUCCAAUCCCGGAAGAAACACGAGUUGGCGUUGUUUCCUUCCCCUCAAUUCGCGAUGCUGCAUCUACUGCUAUGCAGCUCAUAAGGAAAGGAGUCCCGGUCCAGUGUAUGGAGAUUCUGGACGACGUGCAAAUGGAUGUGAUCAACAAGGCCGGUGGGACAGGAAGAACGUGGAAGACGUUACCUACCCUUUUCUUCAAGUUCUCUGGAACACAGGCAGGUGUUGCCGACAGCAUCAAUUUGACUGAAAACCUAGCUAAAGGCAAUAAUGCGGAGGCUUUUGAAUUCGCGAAAAACGAAAGGGAAGCACAUGACUUAUGGUCAGCAAGGAAACAGUCUCUUUGGAGUAUGAUGGCUUUGAGAAAAGAGGGCUCUGAAGUGUGGUCUACUGAUGUCGCUGUCCCAAUCUCUAGGCUUCCGGAUAUCAUCGAAAUAUCCAAGAAGGAGCUCGAUGACCUAGGGAUAUUUGCUAGUAUACUUGGUCAUAUUGGCGAUGGGAACUUCCACUCGAGUAUCAUGUACGACCCCAAAAACGCCGACGAGAGAGAGCGCGUCGAGAAGGUGGUGUACGACAUGGUCGAUCGCGCAUUGGAUAUGGAAGGUUCUUGCACGGGUGAACAUGGUGUCGGCCUAGGCAAAAAGUCAUCCCUAAAGAAGGAGCUCGGGCCUAAUACGAUUGGGGUUAUGCGCAGCGUCAAAAAGGCUUUUGACCCCCACUGGCUGUUGAAUCCUGGAAAAAUUUUUGACCCUCAGGACCAUUAA
This is a messenger RNA of Aspergillus versicolor CBS 583.65, 1710 nucleotides long. RefSeq lists its product as uncharacterized. The transcript has 4 exons. Gene Ontology annotation, molecular function: FAD binding; D-lactate dehydrogenase (cytochrome) activity; D-lactate dehydrogenase (NAD+) activity. Gene Ontology annotation, cellular component: mitochondrion. The coding region runs from base 1 to 1710 and encodes 569 amino acids. Gene Ontology annotation, biological process: lactate catabolic process. The record is from RefSeq and is a predicted model, not a curated record. Lineage: Eukaryota; Fungi; Ascomycota; Eurotiomycetes; Eurotiales; Aspergillaceae.